AUGCCAGUGCCACGCAACUCCAAGACCACAGGCAGUAAACAGCUACGGCCUGGCAAAGCAGGAGCAGUAGAAAAUGUCAGACCCGAGAAGGAGGAGAGCUUUCAAGCAAAGAGGUCCCCGUCCUCACCCCAGGGGGCACCCAAGAAGAGGUCAGCCUUCGGAGACAUCACUAAUGCUCACAAGAACCAGGCUGGCCUGAGGAAGAAGGAUGCUGCGAAGGCAGGUCCCAGGAAGGCGCAGAAGGGCACAGCUGCUCUGGGGGUCUUGAAGAACAAUGAGAUCAACUUUAAAAAGUCAACAAGGAAAACGCCCCCAGCUGAGGCGCCUGUUGAUCCCAAACUGGUUCCCAAAAAUGACCCGGUGCCGGAGGAGCCAGCACCCACGCAGGUGCCUGCCAUUGAGGACAUUGACAAGGAGCAGCUGGGAGACCCGUACGCCAGCGCUGAGUACGCCAAGGAGAUCUUCAAUUACAUGAAGGAGAGAGAGGAGAAGUUCUUGCUCCCGAACUACAUGGAGAACCAGCACGACAUCAGCAGGGACAUGAGAGCCAUUCUGGUGGACUGGAUGGUGGAGGUCCAGGAGAACUUUGAGCUGAACCAUGAGACGCUGUACCUGGCGGUGAAGCUGGUGGAUCACUACCUGGUGGAGGUGGUGAGCAUGAGGGACAAACUGCAGCUCAUUGGCUCCACGGCCAUCCUCAUCGCUUCCAAGUUUGAGGAGCGCUGCCCUCCGUGUGUGGAUGACUUCCUCUACAUCUGUGACGAUGCCUACAAGAGGGAGGAGUUGAUUGCCAUGGAAAUGAGUAUCCUCCGCAUGCUGAAGUUCGACAUCAAUGUUCCCAUCCCAUAUCGCUUCCUGCGGAGGUUUGCCAAGUGCGCUCACGCCAGCAUGGAGACACUGACCCUGGCCCGCUUCAUCUGCGAGAUGACCUUGCCGGAGUAUGACUACGUCCAGGAGAGUGCCUCCAAGCUGGCCGCCAGCUGCCUGCUCCUGGCCCUCAAGAUGAAGAGCCUUGGCGGAUGGAGCCCCACACUGGAGUAUUAUAGCGGGUACAGCUCUCAGGAGCUCCAUCCACUGGUGAAGAGGCUGAACUUCCUGCUGACCUACCAGCACGAUGACAAGUUAAAGGCGGUGCGCACAAAGUACUCCCACCGAGUCUUCUUCGAAGUAGCCAAGAGUGCUCCCAUGGACAUGCUGAAGUUGGAGGUGGCUCUGAAGAGCUAG
Messenger RNA from Emys orbicularis (European pond turtle), 1224 nucleotides. RefSeq names its product cyclin B3 (gene CCNB3). The coding region runs from base 1 to 1224 and encodes 407 amino acids. The transcript has 11 exons. The record is from RefSeq and is a predicted model, not a curated record. Gene Ontology annotation, cellular component: cytoplasm; cyclin-dependent protein kinase holoenzyme complex; nucleus. Gene Ontology annotation, biological process: regulation of cyclin-dependent protein serine/threonine kinase activity; mitotic cell cycle phase transition. Gene Ontology annotation, molecular function: cyclin-dependent protein serine/threonine kinase regulator activity. Lineage: Eukaryota; Metazoa; Chordata; Testudines; Emydidae.